UCCGCAGUGCUCUGCUAUUUACCAGGUGUGCAAUCUAUUUGGGUCUUCCAAAAAAUGGCCAGGAGAUCCUAGAGGCACGGCCCCGGACUGAAGCCCCCUUGAGCCUAUCUUUUGAAACCGUCCUCAUGGAAUUGGUCGAGCUACGCACAACAUCUUUGGCCGAGGCAAUGUUUGACAAACUUGGGCUCCCAAAACCAGUUUAUCAUGUGUGUCCGCUUGAGCAAGGCGGAUUUAGGUCACAGAUUGAAUUUCACCAUACAAGAGAGCGUUAUGAUGCUUUGAAAAGCCGGACUAAAUUAAUGAGCCAUACAUGUGUAAGUGGGGAAGCAGCAAUGGAUCAGGCAACCGAUCAAGCAAUUACAUACAUGGAAAACAAUGAAAACAAGGUUCUUGCUGAUUAUAACUACUAUCGGCUGCAACAAGAAAAACAAUCUUGUGCAAGGCUUUCAGAUAAGUUGUUAGAGAGAACAGAAGAAAUCAACCAGCGCAACCAGACCAUCAAACAGAUGACUAAAGAGGCAUCCAAUUAUCUGGAACAACUGCAUGCUGCAUCAGACAAGAUCCAUGGUCUUGCUGCCACUGCCUUAGACCCUACUGCCAGCCUGUCUCUUUCCACUCUAAAACAAACUAUUUUGGCGAUUCAAGAUUCACUUGUUGCUCUUCAAAGCAUUACCGCCGCUGCACGUGCCUCCCUAGAGGAAAAGGGCAUGUACUCAGAGGAUGAUGUGGCUCAACCAACCUAUGAUGGGCUUCCUGAUGAAGAAACCGAUGAAGAUUACCAUCAAGACAUGGAUGAUGACUACGCUCACUAUGUGCGAUCCCCAUGAGCACUGUCUAAGGCCUGCUAACUGAUCAGCAAGUGAAGCUUUCUAUAUAUAGCUUCGUGAUGACAAUGCUCACUAUGUCCGAUCCCCAUAAAUGUCAUAUUGAGCCUGCUAAACUGUCUCUUUGCCAUGUCAAGCUGUGUAUGUAUGGCUUCACCGCUAGGAAGCAGCUCUGUGUCUGCUGUGUUUAGUUUCCUAGGUUGCUUAAAUAAGAUGCGAAACUAUCUACUCAUAGCUUUGGCCUAGAAAUCUUUAUCCUUUCUGAACUUGACUCUGGUCAUGUAUAAGUAUGAAGUCUGUGUUGAAGUGUUAAGACAAUGUUAUUUAUCUAUGCUACGCCUUUGCUUUUAUCCACUGUGAUUCUUCUUUUCAGUAUCUUCGCUAUAAACAUACAUUCAUUUGCUUUAACCUUCCAAGACCAAAUCAAUCAACAUUUGCUAGCAUAAUAUACAGAUAACUAUUUGCCCUUUUUACUCAAUUCUCCUUGUUCAU
This is a messenger RNA of Triticum dicoccoides, 1316 nucleotides long. RefSeq lists its product as uncharacterized. The record is from RefSeq and is a predicted model, not a curated record. Lineage: Eukaryota; Viridiplantae; Streptophyta; Magnoliopsida; Poales; Poaceae. The transcript has 3 exons. The coding region runs from base 126 to 827 and encodes 233 amino acids.